Eptesicus fuscus (big brown bat) is the source of this 3110-nucleotide messenger RNA. It is a transcript of the gene TRIM32, whose product is annotated as tripartite motif containing 32. The record is from RefSeq and is a predicted model, not a curated record. The transcript is spliced from 2 exons. Bases 127 to 2091 code for a protein of 654 amino acids. Lineage: Eukaryota; Metazoa; Chordata; Mammalia; Chiroptera; Vespertilionidae. Gene Ontology annotation, molecular function: protein binding; zinc ion binding.
GGGCGGGUGGGCUGGAGGCGGUUGCCGCGUUGGAGCCACGGGCGGUCAGAGUUUGGCCUUGUGGAGCAUGACUGGUAAGCCGUUCAGUUCUGCGCUGUGCUGACAGGACCCUUCAAAGGAAGCGCCAUGGCCACGGCAGCGGCAGCUUCUCACCUGAACCUGGACGCCCUCCGGGAAGUGCUGGAAUGCCCCAUCUGCAUGGAGUCCUUCACGGAGGAGCAGCUGCGGCCCAAGCUCCUGCACUGCGGCCACACCAUCUGCCGCCAGUGCCUGGAGAAGCUGCUGGCCAGCAGCAUCAACGGCGUCCGCUGCCCCUUCUGCAGCAAGAUCACCCGCAUCACCAGCCUCACGCAGCUGACCGACAACCUGACCGUGCUGAAGAUCAUCGACACGGCCGGGCUCAGCGAGGCCGUGGGGCUGCUGCUGUGCCGGGGCUGCGGGCGGCGGCUGCCCCGGCAGUUCUGCCGGACCUGCGGCGUGGUGCUGUGUGAGCCCUGCCGGGAGGCUGACCACCAGCCCCCCGGCCACUGCACGCUCCCCGUGAAGGAGGCUGCUGAGGAGCGGCGCCGGGAGUUUGGGGAGAAGUUGGCCCACCUGCGGGAACUGGUCGGGGAGCUGCAGCGGCGGAAGGUGGCCUUGGAGGGUGUGUCCAAGGACCUGCAGGCCAGGUACAAAGCCGUCCUGCAGGAGUACGGGCACGAGGAGCGCAGGGUCCAGGAGGAGCUGGCUCGCUCCCGCAAGUUCUUCACGGGCUCGCUGGCCGAGGCCGAGAAGUGCAACAGUCAAGCGCUGGAGGAGCAGAGCUACCUGCUCAACAUCGCCGAGGUGCAGGCUGUGUCUCGCUGUGACUACUUCCUGGCCAAGAUCAAGCAGGCAGACGUGGCGCUGCUGGAGGAGACGGCGGACGAGGAGGAGCCGGAGCUCACUGCCAGCCUGCCCCGCGAGCUCACCCUGCAAGACGUGGAGCUCCUCAAGGUCGGCCACGUGGGCCCCCUCCAAAUCGGGCAGGCUGUUAAGAAGCCCCGGACAGUCAACAUGGAAGAUUCCUGGGCCAUGGAGGCUGCAGCCUCUGCGGCCUCCACUUCCGUUACCUUUCGAGAGAUGGACAUGAGCCCCGAGGAGGCGGUGGCCAGCCCCAGGGCCUCGCCUGCGAAGCAGAGGGGUUCCGAGACAGGUGCCGGCAUCCAGCAGUGUCUCUUUCUCAAGAAGAUGGGUGCCAAGGGCAGCACCCCGGGCAUGUUCAACCUUCCCGUCAGCCUCUACGCGACCAGUCAAGGGGAGGUGCUGGUCGCUGACCGCGGCAACUACCGAAUCCAAGUCUUUACCCGCAAAGGCUUUCUGAAGGAGAUCCGCCGCAGCCCCAGCGGCAUUGAUAGCUUCGUGCUGAGCUUCCUGGGGGCUGAUCUGCCCAACCUCACCCCCCUCUCAGUGGCCAUGAACUGCCACGGGCUGAUUGGUGUGACUGACAGCUACGACAACUCCUUCAAGGUGUACACCCUGGAGGGCCACUGUGUGGCGUGUCACAGGAGCCAGCUGAGCAAACCCUGGGGCAUCACCGCCCUCCCGUCCGGCCAGUUCGUGGUGACUGAUGUGGAAGGUGGGAAGCUCUGGUGCUUCACCGUGGAGCGAGAAGCGGGGGUGGUCAAGUACAGCUGCCUCUGCAGUGCCGUACGCCCCAAAUUUGUCACCUGUGAUGCCGAGGGCACCGUCUACUUCACCCAGGGCUUGGGCCUCAAUUUGGAGAAUCGGCAGAAUGAGCACCACCUGGAGGGUGGCUUCUCCAUCGGCUCUGUGGGCUCCGAUGGGCAGCUGGGCCGCCAGAUCAGCCACUUCUUCUCGGAGAACGAGGACUUCCGCUGCAUUGCUGGCAUGUGCGUGGAUGCCCGUGGUGACCUCAUCGUGGCUGACAGUAGUCGCAAGGAAAUUCUCCACUUUCCCAAGGGUGGGGGCUAUAGUGUGCUCAUUCGAGAGGGGCUCACCUGUCCCGUGGGCAUCGCCCUCACUCCUAAGGGGCAGCUGCUGGUCUUGGACUGUUGGGAUCAUUGCAUCAAGAUUUACAGCUACCACCUGAGAAGAUAUUCCACCCCUUAGGGAGAAGUAGAAGUUUCCUCUGUACCCCGGCCAGCUUCCCCUUCCCUUAGUCCUUGGUUAUUGGUGGUACUGCAGAGUAGACCUGCCCUGUGUCCCCGUUCCAGCUAGCUAGUCCUAGAAUUUUAGAAGCUGCUUUAGUUUUUAUUUGCAUUAUUCCCCCCCACACACAUUUAGAGCUUUAUCAGUUGCAUUGCCUCACAUAAGACCCAUGCUGGGGUUAGCUGAAGUUUGAUGAGAACUUAGGCACUUGCGAAGCUUCAGUAGAGCCUUUUGCCCUGUAUUUGAAGUCUGCCCUUGUAUUGAAAGCGAUACCCUUGUCCAUUUUCCUGACUCUUGGCUUUGAAGACCUGGGCCGUGAUUUCCCUCCUGUUGUAGUGUGUUUCCUCUGUGACACUUCCUCUUCAGCUCUGCUGCCCUCAGUGUGGGUGCUCCAGUGGGGUCGGCCCCAUCUUUCAGUGACAUUCUGGACCUCGUAUCCUGUGGCGUGACAUCUCAGGUCUGACCACCUUGACCAGCGUGAGAGCUCAUCAUUCAGUGUCACCAAGGGAGAUACACCGUCCCUCUGGGAAUCAGCACCUCUCUGCUCCGGGGGCUUCGUGCCAUCUCUGAUUGGUCUCUACUUGUGGAUGUGACAGAGAAUGGAUUGACCCUAAUUGGUUGAUGUUGAAGACUUGAGCCUGGAUGUUGCUUGCCUUUUAAAGGAGCCUAUGGAUUGGAAUUAUGCCAAAGCACAGGAAGAUGGUAAUAAACAUAUGCUGAUGUAGUCACUGUUGGAUGGUCUCUGGAGCUCAUUUUUCAUCCUACCUCUGUCCACUGACCUGUGCUGAGAGCUGUCUGUGAACUUGGACUGUACAACACAGGCCAGCGCCAACCGCGUGGGGAGGGGGAUGCAUCUCAUUUCAUUAGUGAAACAAAAUUGUUGGGUCCUUAUUCUGUAUUUCCCUCAAGUGAGGUUAAAAUACUUGUUUUUGGGGUUUCUUUUCAUUCCUCUAUCAAGCAUUAAAUAAUUGAUAACUGUU